AUGUCGCGACGAAGCCCUGCAGCGGGCGGCAACGGGCCCGAGAGCUCUGAAACCCCCAAGGAUGCCGGCCAGGAUAAGCAGAAGAUACUCCUCUCUGCAGACACAGGCCACUUCAGCUUGAUCAGGUGCGCAAACAGCUGGAAUUUUACUGAUGAUGACUCCUUUUUCCCCCUUCUAACUCGGCGGUUUGAUAAUUCCAGGGCCUUGCAUCUUGCUGAUUUUAUUACGGAAUUAAAUGUGAUGUCGAUAUUUUCGUCGUUGAGAUACUGCCUGGGUGAAUCCCACCAGCAUGGGAACAUCUGGAUGGCCCUUGGUUUCAUCCCGUUCGGCCUCUUCUUUGACUUCAUGGAUGGGAAGGUUGCCAGAUGGCGGAAGAAGUCGUCGCUGAUGGGCCAGGAACUGGACUCUCUAGCGGAUCUGGUCUCGUUUGGCGUUUCUCCUGCAGUGGCAGCAUUUUCGAUUGGAAUCAGGUCGCCGGUUGACCACAUCCUACUCACGCUCUUUGUUCUCUGCGGUCUCACUAGACUCGCUCGAUUUAACGUCACCGUCGCAACACUCCCCAAGGAUAAGACAGGGAAGUCAAAAUACUUUGAAGGAACCCCCAUUCCGACGACGCUAGUGCUUGUGGGAAUAAUGGCGUACUGGCUGUCUCAGGGUUGGAUUUUGGAAGACCUUCCACUUGGAGUAAUGCUUCCAGGUACCGCGCUCGAAUUUCACCCGGUUGUUGGCAUGUUUCUUGUUAGCGGCUGCCUUAUGGUAAGCAGAUCUAUACAUAUCCCAAAGAUAUGA
This is a messenger RNA of Trichophyton benhamiae CBS 112371, 789 nucleotides long. RefSeq lists its product as uncharacterized. The transcript is spliced from 4 exons. Gene Ontology annotation, biological process: phospholipid biosynthetic process. Bases 1 to 789 code for a protein of 262 amino acids. Gene Ontology annotation, cellular component: membrane. Gene Ontology annotation, molecular function: phosphotransferase activity, for other substituted phosphate groups. The record is from RefSeq and is a predicted model, not a curated record. NCBI's taxonomy places the organism in Eukaryota, Fungi, Ascomycota, Eurotiomycetes, Onygenales, Arthrodermataceae.